This is a messenger RNA of Nilaparvata lugens (brown planthopper), 4455 nucleotides long. It is a transcript of the gene rt, whose product is annotated as protein O-mannosyltransferase 1. NCBI's taxonomy places the organism in Eukaryota, Metazoa, Arthropoda, Insecta, Hemiptera, Delphacidae. Gene Ontology annotation, biological process: protein O-linked glycosylation via mannose. Gene Ontology annotation, molecular function: dolichyl-phosphate-mannose-protein mannosyltransferase activity. Gene Ontology annotation, cellular component: membrane; endoplasmic reticulum. The coding region runs from base 424 to 2835 and encodes 803 amino acids. The record is from RefSeq and is a predicted model, not a curated record. The transcript has 14 exons.
AAUUUAUUUUAUAGAAGUAGAAGACAGAAGACGCAACAACACAACACACUGAUUUUGUUGAUUCAAUUUAAAUUUUGGUUAUAUUUUUUAAAUUUGGUCUACUAAAAACCAAGCUAUAUUUAUUAAUAAGUAACACAAAAUUCAAUUAUGUAUUAUUUUAAGUAAUAAAGAAUUUUUAGACUUUGCUAAUGACAAGUGACACCUAGACUGGAAUGAGGAAUGUUGAAGUACCGUUAGCUAGCGCCAAUGACCCUGUUAUUUGUUAUUUAUAAACUAUUUGUAUAUUAAGGCGUGCAUUUAAUGAAAUGUAUGUAGAGCUCAGUUUUAAUUGAAGUCUUCUGCAAUGAUUUCAUCAUUACCACGUGUUUCAAGUAAUAUCAUUUAUUGAGUUUAUUGAUAGAAACAGAUACCGUAGGAGUUGAGAUGGAACUUGAGAAAGAGAGUAAAACAAAAAAGAAUAAGAUAGGUGUAAAAACUAAACUUUUAAAAAAGAAAACUGUUGAGGAUUCUUUGAAGGAAAAAACUUUGAUAUCUGGUGUUGAUUUGUUGGAUAAUUCAACGGAAUACCAGAGAGAUGAGGGUGAUGGAGAAUCUAUAAGUGAUCAAGACUCUAUUGCGUUUGAAAAAGACGCAAUGAAGUCCGAUAGGAGUAGCACUGAUGAGAUGGAGAAGCUCCAGAAAAAGCCUUUGAAAGUUAACAUAGAAAUUGAUGUUAUCUCUACAAUGUUAUUUGCAGCAGCUGUAGUUACUAGAUUUUAUAAACUUGAGGAACCUCGGAAUAUUGUAUUUGAUGAAUUGCAUUAUGGGAAAUAUGUCAGUCUCUACAUGAGAAGAACAUUCUUUUUCGAUUCACACCCUCCACUAGGAAAACAAUUGAUUGCUGCAGUCGCUUACAUUGCAGGAUUCAAUGGUAACUUCAAAUUUGACUCUAUCGGAAGUCCGUACAAAGAAGAAGUUCCUCUUUUUGCGUUGCGGCUGGUGCCGGCCGUCUGCGGCAGUCUAUUGGUGCCCUCCGUCUAUCACUUCAUGCUAGAGUUGGGCUGCAAACAGUGGACUGCAGCGCUGGCUGCCUUUCUCAUAUUAUGCGAUAAUGCGGUUCUGACGCAGUCGAGGUUCAUACUGAUGGAGUCGAUGCUGUUGGUAUUCACUCUGUAUGGAAUGUUUUGUGUGCUGCGGUUCCGCAAAAUGAAAAGUCAGGCCUACAGCUGGCAAUGGUGGCUUUGGUUGUCAUUGGCUUCAAUUUCAUUAACUCUGGCACUAUGUGUAAAGUAUGUGGGAUUCUUCUCGUGUUGCCUGGGUAUGGCUUUGCUGUGGUGGGACUACUGGAUCCUGCUGGGCAACCGGCUACUCAGUGAUAGCGCGCUCAUUUGGAACGCAGUAGUGCAGUGUUUUGUGACAGUAACCCUGUUUCUGGCUGUCUACUUCACAGUUUUCUACAUUCAUUUGGCCGUUCUGAGCAAAGCGGGGCCGCAUGACAGUGUCAUGACCAGUGCUUUUCAGGCUAGCCUCGAGGGAGGUUUGGCAUCGAUAACGAAAGGCCAGCCACUUCUGGUGAGUCAUGGCUCGCACAUCACGCUGCGUCACACGCACGGCCGCGCAUGCUGGCUGCAUUCGCAUAACCACGUCUAUCCAGUCCAGUACACCGACAAACGAGGCAGUUCACACCAGCAGCAGGUCACAUGCUACAGUUUCAAGGAUGUGAAUAACUGGUGGAUAGUGCGGCUACCGAAGAAGGACAACUUGCUGGUUUCUCAGCCGGUAGUGCCGAUCAAGCACGGAGAUGUGAUACAGUUGAUUCACGGAAUCACUCUCAGAGCACUCAAUUCGCACGAUGUCGCCGCUCCCAUGUCGCCUCAGAAUCAGGAAGUGAGCUGCUACAUUGAUUACAAUGUAUCGAUGCCUGCGCAGAACCUGUGGCGAGUCGACAUCACAAACAGGGACCAAGUGGGUGACGACUGGCAUGCUAUUCAAUCUCAGGUUCGUCUGUUGCACGUGGAUUCGAACCAAGCAUUGAAGUUCAGUGGACGUCAGCUGCCCGACUGGGGCUUCAAUCAGCACGAGAUUGUCACCGACCGCAUCAUCAAUCAGGACGAUUGUAUUUGGAAUGUCGAAGAGCACCGCUAUACAAAAAGUGAUGAUGAAAAGGAAAGAGAAAGAGAUCUUUUGAAUGCCGAAAUGAUACCACUAGCAGCCACAAAACUAUCUUUUUGGGAGAAAUUCCUGGAACUGCAGUACAAAAUGGUGUUCAUUGUGAAAGAGAAUGUUCAAAAUCACAUGUACAGCAGUGACCCCAUUGAAUGGCCCACACUCACCAGGGGCAUUGCCUACUGGGUUAGCUCCGAAGACAAUGGGCAAGUGCAUCUACUUGGGAAUAUAAUUGUGUGGUAUUCCGGUACAAUGAGCGUGAUAUUGUACUUUACAUUUUUCGUGUGGUAUUUGCUUCGAAGGAGGAGACGUUGCUACGAUCUUUCACCAGAAUCAUGGGAUCACUUUGUAGAAGUGGGAAAAGUAUUGUUUAUGGGAUAUUUGUUCCACUAUCUGCCUUUCUUUUUUGUGGAACAAACACUUUUUCUGCAUCAUUACCUUCCCGCCUUCACAUUCAAAGUUCUACUCACUGCAGCCUUCAUUGAGCACUUGUACGACUUAAUUUGUAUGAUUCCUGUAUUCUCGAUAUUCAGAAGAUUCUUCGAAGCAGUAUUGGGAGUUUGGAUUGUGAGUGUACUCUAUAUCUUCCAGAAGUUCAGUGUACUCAGCUACGGCACUGUGUCAUUGUCAGCAAAUGAUGUUCUCAAAUUGAGGUGGAAAGAUACGUGGGAUUUCAUCAUUCACAAAUAAUUUAUUCAAUCCAAUUACCAUCCAAUUCUGAAUGUAGAUCAAUGUACAUACAGCUAGUAUACAUGUGUUAGGAUCUGUGUACAACUGUGCAUGUCUCAUAAUCAAAGGAUUUCUCUCCCAAUAAUCAAAACUCCACACUCUUUCUCAGGAAGAAGAUACUUUUUAUCAAAAGACUUCAUAGCAAAACUAAAUCAACAUCAAAUUGGACCAAAUUAAACACGGCUUGUACUAAAACAAAAGUCAGUAGCCCCAUGUGUGCAGGGUUAUUUGUAUUUUAAAUGAGUUGUGUUUCUCCAUAAAUAGAAAAUAACUUGAAAUACAGCAGACGCGAUCUAGCGGCAUUUCAGAGCUGCUUGAACAAACUACGGCAGCAAGUUUGUCAGUCUGUAACUGCAGGAAAAGUCAGUUGAAAGCAAAGGUCAGGGGUGUUAUUCAUUAUUUUUUCAUUUAUUUAUUCUGUAUAUGCAACAACAGGCAGAAUAAUAAUGUGUAUCAUACAUUAAAAAAAGUCUCUCCAUGUAAAGUUUGAAGCUUAAUCCAUUUGUAAUAGAAUUUUAUGAAUACGAUUAUAGAGUUUGAACUUGAAAUAUAAUUGCAUGAAUCAAAUGCUGGGAGAUCUUUAACAUUCCUUUAGAAUUAAGACUUUUAUAAGUCGUAUAGAUUUAAAGAGCCAUGCAAGGUACAUGGAUGUGAGUUAUAUGUUAUAUAAACCCUGUCUAUCAAUUAUUGAUGUGGAGAUGUUAUUCCAAAUUGAUCAUUUAACAGUUUUUUCGAAUAACUUUGAAAAUGACUGAUGGAUGAAAGUUUUCCUUGUUGAAAUCAAGACUGAUCCCCUCGUUUCAUCGUAUCAACAAAAUUGAAAUCUGGAUUUAGGUAGAAGUAUCAGUUGGAUUUAUUACUUGUAUAAAAGUUGAGAGUAAAUUCUCUCUUGUGUAGAAUUACUUGAAUCACUCUGGUUUAAAGCAGACUUUCACAUAAAGUCUUGUUUUGAAACAUGCAUUUACUACUUUAAUUAUUACAUUAUUACAAAGUAUGUACUUUAUUACGUAUUUGAAAUGUUUUAGGGAAUUGUUUAAAAGUAGUACCUAUUAUGAGUUGACUUAUUCCAUUAAUGAGAGAUAUUCUACUUAUUUAUUAGUAAGUUUUAUUGUCUAUGAAACAUAUAUUUUGAUAUAAUAUAAAUUAUCAGUCGAUUGACUAAAAAAUGAUUAUGAUUGAAAAGCCAAAUAUUAUUAGUUUAUAAUAUUGGCUGACACCAAUAUGAUGAUUAAUAUUCCUUAAAGUUAGAAAAGGGAAUUUAAAUUGAAAGUUUUAUGUUACUAUAUUUCACUAAUUCACCUAUUAUCAAGAUUAAAAGAUUCGAAUAUAUCUCAAAAUUAUAAAAGUCUUCUUUUACUUUUUUAUGUUCACUUCUCAAGUUUUCGGAAACACUAUGUUAAUCAUAUGAAUUCCCCACCUGAAAAUUGUACUUUGUAUCUCAUAAGUUUAUUAGAGGCUAAGGUAAUGUAUAAAUUUAAUUAUUCUUUAAAUAAUUAGAAAAACAUAAUUUUAUUUUAUUAUGGAAUCUGCCCUAGAUUAUUUAGUAACAUUAGCCGUCAAUUUUAUUGCAUUUUUUUAAAA